GGCGGGGCCUCGAGGAGUUGAGAACCGAAGUCGAGCGCGUCAUUUCCGUCUGCUGUGUAACCGAGGAGUCCCGCGGAGCUCGGGAGGGCGGCGAUUGACAGGUCUUUCAAAUGCCAUGGGAAGAGGAGUCAGAACUUACAGAGAGGGAUGAAGCUGCCAGAGUCAUUCAGAAGGCCUGGAAGUGUUACCUUAAUGUCGCUGUAUUCCAACACUAUAAAGGACUGAUUGAUAUCAGAAGACAAGGGGAGCCACGUCAGAUAGUGAAAUAUAUCGAUCCUAAAGAGGCAGAGCUUCUAGAUGCUGCUGCUGGCGUUCAUGUACGAUUCCGAUUAGGUGGUGUUAAAUUUCCACCUGAUAUAUACUAUAAAAUUUUCACUCAUAGACAUAUUGAAGAUCUGUGUGCUAAUAGCCCUAGAAAUUAUACAAAACUUCCAGCAAAAUAUACAUCUCAUAUUAAAAGUGGUGAUCUUCAGGAAGAGAAUCAUAGUGGCUGGUAUCGUCGUGUAGAAAACAAUGGUUGGAGGCCUGUCACCGAUACAUUUUGGAUGUCUACUGAAAAUGCAGAGGUAGGAGAAGAAAAAGAAAUUGAAUUCCAUUUCUCUAAACUGAAGAGAAGACAAGAUGUGGAAAAGAAAAGAAAAAUUAGAAAGAUAGAAUGGAUGAGGAAAAUGUACUAUGCAGGAAACCUAGAGGCUAAGUCAACAAAUCGUAGAACUCUAGAUUUAAUUCACACAGCAACCAAGGGGCUCAUGAGAGCUGUGGAAAGCGGUGGACUAGAUUCAGUGAUGGAAUGGGAAGUGGAUGAAGUGCUGAACUGGACAAAUGCCCUGAACUUUGAUGAGUAUAUUGCCAACUGGAAGGAAAUUGCUACAAGCAACUCUUCAGAUAACUUCAAAAGUUACACACUUGAGCAACCAUGGAAAAAAAGAUUUGACUAUGCAGAUAUAUCAGAGGAGAAAAUGGGAACACCAGAAGAUAAUUUAGAUGGAAAUAUUUAUAAAAAGUCAAAUUCUACUAGACUAACACCUGAUUCUACUUAUGGAAUAUAAAAAUGAAGUACUCUGCUUUUCUGAGCUAUAGUCCUUCAAGCCCGGAUUCUAUUGGUUAUAGUCAAGAGAGAGUUUAUUCUGUCCGGGAUGACUUGCGUUUUUUUGGCACAGAAUCUAUAUAGCUCAAUUAAGUAAGGAAGCCUAAAGAGAAGUAGGACAUCAGACUGAAUCCAAUGGUCAUGAAAAAUGUAGAAAUUACUCCUUGUAUUCUAACAAUCCCACUUAAAUAAAUACAUUUAGGUGCAAAAAAAUCUUCAGAUUGAUUUUCCUCUUUACCUCAAGCAUUCUUUAUUUGUGCAUUCAUGUCAGGCAGAGCUCUUUUCCCACUUAAAAAAAGGGAAUGGGACAAUGUGAUAAGGUCUCCUAUUGUCAGGAAAGCCAAAGCCCUACCAGAAACCCCAGCCCUUUUCACCUAAGGCAUCCUUGACAUGAAACUGGGUCACAGGGGCACCCUUAGCUAAAGAAGCUAGAAAGCAAAAUCUGUCUUUCAGCUUCCACAGGAGAGGAGUAAAGGAGUGGAGGUACCUGCUGGGUCUCCCACAUCCUCCAAGUCUAAAUUACUCUGUGUUCCCAGAAGCAACCUUUCCUACUACUCAUCAUCCCACUUUCCACACUGUAUCUUUACAAAUCUGUCUAUAAUCCAACUGACAGAGGCUUGUAUCCUUGACUACUGAAACAAAAACAAAAACAAAAACCAGCAUUCAGAGGAUCUACUCUAUAUUUAAGGAAAAAAUCAGAUUUAUUGUGAUAUAAUUUUUUGAGGUAGAAUUUCCCAUAUUGAGUGUUCCGUUGGAGUUUAGACAAAUGUAUACAUUCAUGUUAAUAUAACAUUCAAGACAUAAAGCAUUUCCAUCACCCCCAAAUUGUGCAUCCUUGCAGUCAGUCCACUCACCUCCCCCUAAACCCCUGGAAACCACUGAUCUC
This is a messenger RNA of Mustela erminea (ermine), 1973 nucleotides long. It is a transcript of the gene C9H11orf65, whose product is annotated as chromosome 9 C11orf65 homolog. Bases 111 to 1049 code for a protein of 312 amino acids. Lineage: Eukaryota; Metazoa; Chordata; Mammalia; Carnivora; Mustelidae. The record is from RefSeq and is a predicted model, not a curated record. The transcript is spliced from 9 exons.